AGACAAACAUGGAAGUCACGUCACAAACACAUACAAGGCAAUAGGACUCCAUGCACCCGAACCAACCUGUUUAUCCAAUGCUCACAUCAACAUCGAGCUCGAAGAGGAUUGACUGAUGAAAAUGUCGUCCUAGUACGAAAAAUGACGGCAUUUUCAUUACCAGUCUACAUAUUUAACAACAGAACAGAGCUCGCAGAGGUGCACGGAGUCCUUAUCUGGGCUCGGAUGUUGUGACAUCCCUGCUGCAAAGCAUAUAAUAAUCAUUGUGUUCGGCAGCUGCCUUCCUCAGAACCAUCAAUCGAAUUCACUCCAAGUGGCAGGCUCAUAGCUCAUCUUAUCAUGUCUGUCCCGCUUACCGGUAAUUACAAGAUCUGCAAUGUCCAUUAUGACUCGAAUCAGGUGUUUGACUUGCAAGUUGGAGGUCACAACCCUGUCCUUCCUAUUAUCGGUCGCCGUAACGCGAAAUUCAAGAGUUCCCAGACCGAAAUCUUUUGGACAUUACAAGUGGUGGGCGAUGCGUCUCCGGAGUUCAAGGGAUAUAAGGUCGUCAGAUUGAUCAACGUCAAAACCGGCACAUAUGCCCAGCCAAAGGAGGAGACGCCGAGCAUCGGCGAACAUGUCGUCGGUGCCCCCGGGAUCGUGGAUUGGUUGCUUGCCCCGACCAAGACCAUUGGACAGUACUCGAUUCAAACCCCUGACGGAGAAUUUGCCUGUGCCCUUCUCAGCCGCAUGGAUUACACUCCGGUCCAGCUCGAGCCCGUUGAUGACGAGGACCCUACGCAGAUCUGGAAGUUUUGCCCUAUCUAAAUGAUUGAGACAACGGCUCAAGCUGGCGAACAACGUACUCAGUGGAUUUCCGUGUUGUACGGCUUUAGUUGGUUAUUGAGGCCGUGUCUCGAGGGGGUGCGGUGUCUUCGGGAGUUAACAGGGCUGUGCUUGAUUUAUCUACUAGUUCUUGAAUAAAACCGUCGGUCGUGUAAAUCCAGUGUCGAUGGAUACCGUUCAUUCUCAUCAUGCGUUGGGUCGUAUGACGCUGUCACGUAUAAUUAUUGGUUCAGACG
Messenger RNA from Suillus clintonianus, 1061 nucleotides. RefSeq lists its product as uncharacterized. The record is from RefSeq and is a predicted model, not a curated record. The coding region runs from base 340 to 807 and encodes 155 amino acids. Lineage: Eukaryota; Fungi; Basidiomycota; Agaricomycetes; Boletales; Suillaceae. The transcript is spliced from 5 exons.